GAUCCGGGGUAUGGUCGAUUGGUUACUAGUAUCGCAAGAGAACGACCCAACCAUCACUGAUACCAAUGUUCGAAUGAUGAUACAGAAUCUUCUACACGCAGGCAUCACAACAACAGAGAGCAUCAUUGAAACAGGGAUUCUUAUAUUGAUGAACUAUCCGGAUAUUCAAAAGAAAAUCCAAAUGUCUAUCGACGCCAAGCUUGGGAGAGAAAGGUUUCCCACAUUAGACGACAGACACAACCUUCCAUACGUUGAUGCUUUCAUCUUAGAAACAUUGCGCUAUACCUCCAACGUCCCGCUUGCAGCGCCACACAAAGCCACGAAGGAUACAUCAUUAGGAGAGUAUUUUAUUCCAAAGGAUACCCAGAUUUGGAUGAAUUUGUUUGGACUUCACCACGACGAGCGACACUUUGCUGAUCCAUGGAUAUUUAAACCAGAACGUUUCCUUGACAAAAACGGUGAUGUUAUUCCAGUCGAUCAAAGAAAGAUGCUGAUGCCAUUUGGCGCAGGAAGACGUGUUUGUAUUGG
This is a messenger RNA of Owenia fusiformis, 528 nucleotides long. Lineage: Eukaryota; Metazoa; Annelida; Polychaeta; Sabellida; Oweniidae. The record is from the annotation of a GenBank genome assembly.